AAGCAGCCGGGCUUCGCGCCAUACGGUCGGGGAGGGCGCGCGCGAAACUUUUUGAAAACCGCACGUUCGCAUUCGAUCGUGUAUUGUUUUUUUUCUCCAUCUCAAUUAAAUGAAAACUGAUUUGUGAAAUAUGCCGUUCCAAUUUCAAAAGUGUUGAACAAAGUGUUUUUUUUUUUAAUUCUGGUGCCAGAUUAGAGAGACGAUCGUAAACGUUUUUAAUCUGUAAAAUGAGGGUCUUUAUUUGGAUUUUACGAUAGGAUCCCCAUGGCGGUCUUUCAUCGCAUUCUGGAAGCUUCCCAAGAAAAGUUUAAGCACACCGCGUUAGUAACAUAUGGCUCAAGUGUGCUGUAAGUGCUUACCGAAAAUAUGGGAAGCCCGGAGAAUCGAACAACCAACAAAGAUCACAAAUUCGAGGUGAUAUCAAACAAUCAUGCUGUGGAAGCGAUGACGCAAUCACCAGUUCUAAGAUCUAAAGUGAAAAGUAGGAGGACUAAUGAACUAUUUCUGCUUCUGAGGACUUUGAUGGAAAGGACAGUGUUUUGUUUUGUGUUAAGUGUACUAGUGGUAUCAGUGGGUGGACACAGGGAGCAGAAGUUUGCGAUAGAGCCACAAGAUCAGAGUGCAGUAGUGGGGUCCCGGGUGACCCUUCCAUGUAGAGUCGAGAACAAAGUUGGACAGCUUCAGUGGACUAAAGACGACUUUGGGUUGGGCACCCAUCGACAUCUGACGGGCUAUGAACGGUACAAGAUGAUUGGAAGUGACGAAGAAGGAGAUUACUCGUUGGACAUCAGAGAGGUCACCCUUGAAGACGAUGCUGUGUAUCAAUGCCAAGUCAGCUCGGGACCGAGAGGUGAACCACCGAUCAGAUCGAGGUACGCUCGCCUCAUAGUUCUGAUGCCCCCUGACCCACCGAAGAUACUGCAGGGUCCUGUUCUUCAGGCGAUCGAAGAUAGCGAGGUGGACCUUCAGUGCAUCUCUGUUGGUGGUAAACCAGCUGCAGAGAUCACAUGGGUGGACAGCGAUGGAGGAGUUAUAACACAAGGCGUUACUUACACCGCUGAACCUACUGCAGAUGGCAGGAGAUAUACCGCCAGAUCCAUACUUCACCUCCGUCCUCGAAGGCAUCACCAUAACCACUCGUUCACGUGCCAAGCUCAGAACACAGCUGACAGAGCGUACAGAUCUUCAACAGUAAAACUCCAGAUAUUAUAUGCGCCGAAAGUUCGAUUAAUUCUCAAGACUGGUAUGAUAAAAGGACGCAUUCAAGAGAGUGACACUCUGGUUAUGAGCUGCCAAGCUACUGCGAACCCGAACAACCUAACUUACAAGUGGUACGUGAACAACGAACAGAUUACUGGAGAUAAGAGUGAGCUGAUAAUACGGAAUGUUUCAAGGCAAUACAACGAAGCAACGGUGAAGUGUGAAGUACACAACGUGAUAGGGAAGAGUGCUGACACCAAAACGCUAGAAGUCGCAUAUGGUCCAACAUUUAAGCGGAGACCUCAGAAUGUGGAAGCAGAAGUGGGCUCCGUAGCGACUUUGCUAUGCGAAGUGGAGGGGCAUCCUCAACCGAAGAUACUGUGGCUGCGAUACGAAGAUGAUCAUGUCAUUAGAGUAGGAAAAUCGCCUAACCUAACAAUAUCAGUGACUCCUCAAACCGCUGGUCAGUAUUGGUGCAGAGCGACAAUUGAAAAUCAUCAGGAUAUCGAAGCACCUGCUAUUAUAUUCGUCAGAGGUCCUCCUAAAAUCAUGUCGAACAAUACCCAAUACGGUGUAGAGGGAGACAGCGUGAGAGUGGAAUGUGUGUCCUUUUCCGUUCCGAAGCCUGAUAUCAUUAUGUGGUCGUUCGGUGGCAGGGAGAUUAACGUGUUUAACAAUCAGGAAUACGCUUUCUUGGAAGAAUCGCUCGCAGAUCACAUGACAAAAUCUACCUUGGUUAUAAGAAAGAGCGAAUCUAAACACUUCGGUAGUUACAACUGCACAGUCAUCAAUACCUACGGCAUGGAAAGUAGGGAGAUAAUGCUAGUUGCGGACAGAACCAACUCUUUGAUACUUAUAGUAUCUGGGUGCUCUUGCGCCGCCGUCUUAGUUCUCAUCACCAUGUUGGUGAUAAUGCUGUGCCAUAGGAAAGCAAAAUGCGGUGAUAUCAAGAAACCUGAUAUCACAGACAUCGGGAAGGCAAAGUGUGCAGUUGACCAGUCGAAGGAUUACGAUGGGCAUUCUAAUAUUAGCGAUCUGAAAUUGGAGCUGAGGCAGGUGGAGGGAAGUUGUGAUAUGGACAUAUCUAAUGGUGGUUCAGAAACGGACUUGCACCCAACAUUACAUCUGACAUCGAACCUGGGACUACCGCUGGCCGGUCCAGUGACAGUGCCAGAAGGAUAUGAAAAUGAACUCAUGAAGCAGUACCAGCGGUAUAGCGGGGAUUUCAAUCAAGCCAUUAGCGGCUUGCAGUUCAAAACCCAAGGCCAGAGUAACGGCUACGUGCCGUACGUGGAUUACAGCAGAGACUACGCCCCUCCGCUGCCGUCCAGCGACGCCAUAACCGGGUCCCUCACUAGGAGUACUGAUGGAUCAUAUCCCAGCCACUAUGGGUCGCUGCACAGACAGACUAGCUGCGGAAGAUUGGCUGGUGUAGGACCUGAUGUGAUACCAAUGGCCAACCCUGGAGUAAUGUUCACGGGUGGUGUGGACGUCCGAUAUGCAGCGACGUAUGGCAACCCUUAUUUGCGAGGUGGUGCACCUGUUUCUUACGCCCAGCAAGUCUGCACGAGCCAGAAGGCCCCGCCUCCUUAUUACGCAUUGAGGAGUUCAAAUCUGCAACUGGCAGUAAACUCUGGGUCAUCGCCAUCAUCUUCUUCGUCCUCGCGACCAGUGACCAGUCCACUGGCGUCCUCAUCGUCAACCACCAGUGGUGCACAACCACAAGUGCCUAAACCUUCACAGUCCCCUGGAUCGCUGUACGUGAUCCCGCCGUCCAGUCAAGUACACACUCAAGUCACUCAAAUCACUUCCAAAGGUAACGGGCAAGCCGGUACUCACGUAUAGAUAGAUAAAGCAGACAGUAUUCAUUUCUACGUAUUCAAAAUUAGUUCAGAGAAAUAAAAAAAGUCAAAGGAAUUUGUGUAGUAAAGCCAUUGCUAAUUGACACCGUGAAUUAUCAGUUACCUGAAGAUUUUAAUAAUCGUAUAAAUAAAAAUAGUGUAAACAAUAAUUAUAAACAGUGGGCGUACUUCACUACCAUACAAAAUAUUGAUUUAAAUCCUUUAUAAAAUAUCCUGAAACAUAUCCUGAAACGAUGAAUAUUAUGGAAUUAAUAUUCUUGUAAAAUAUUUACCUCCUAAAAGUAUAACUUCUGAUAAAUCAAUUGAAGACAAUUAAAAUUGUUAAUCUUUCGUAAUUGCACAAUUAUUGAGUUAAUGUGUCUGAAUUAGCUAAUAAAAUUUCUCAGGUAACUCAAAAUUCAAGGUGUACAGUUUCCCAUGUUGUAUUGAGCAAAAUACAAGAUAAAGAGUUGCCGACAUAAAUAGAAAUCAAACCCGUUUAUAAAACUAGUCUGACGAUAUUUUGCAAUUUGAUUGAUUUGUUGACGCGUCCUAAUGUUGAUCCUGACACUUACAAUAAAACGACAAACUUUUAUGACAUAUGAAUAGGGGUGAUGACGGUACAGUAAACGAAAUUCUAUUUAGUCCGUCAGUUAGAUGAUCAAAAAAUAAUGGACACGUAUUUUUUCUUUGGGCAAUCAACCAAAAAAUGACAAAGUUAUAGCGCCUCAAAGUUUGGGAGUAGGAGCUCG
Messenger RNA from Chilo suppressalis (striped riceborer), 3793 nucleotides. The record is from the annotation of a GenBank genome assembly. Lineage: Eukaryota; Metazoa; Arthropoda; Insecta; Lepidoptera; Crambidae.